AUGGAGAAAGACUCCGAUUCAGAAGAACAGUCAAAUGAAGACAGUACAUCGGACCAAAAACAAUUUGAAAACUUGUACGAAGCACUGAGUGAUAAAAAAAUGUUUGAAAUAAUCGAUGAACCUAUUAAGGUUAGUCCAGCUGAUUUGUUACUGAUGUUAAUUAAGUUUGCUUUACUAAAAUCAGAUACAAUAUUUCGUGAACGAAUGGAAAAUACUGUUUUCGAUGUAACUAAAAAUGUUAAUUAUACCGAUAACUGCUCCAAUGUUACUCUUUUUACUAACUCCGAAAAUCAUGCAAACGAAUUCAAUUUAGAAAAUUCGAGUGAACCUCCUGAAUCAGACACGGUAUCCCAUGAACAAACCGAAAAUACUACGAUCGAUGCAACUGAGAAUUUUAAUUAUACUUACAACUUCUCUGAUUUUACUCUUUCUCCUAAUCACGAAAGUCAUGAAGAUGAAAUUAGUUUAGACAAUUCGUAUGAAUCAUCUGACAAUCAAGACACGAAUGAAAACAUCAAUUCACAAGAAAUUUCAUCUAUUAAUAAUAACGUUGAAAAUACAUCAUUUACUUCAAAUUCGAGAAAACGAAAGAGAAAUCCUAAUGAAUGGAAAGCAACUGUUGCAAAAGUAGCUUUAAAUUCUGGUUUAGCCGGUACAUCCAAAAGUGGAAAAUUAUUUCAACAAAAGAAGAUGGGUCCAUCAUGUGAAUUAAGAUUAAAAUGUAAAGAAAAGAUAAGUAAUGAGGAAAGACAGCAGAUAUUCGACAAUUUUUGGAACUUAAAAGAUCACAAUCGUCAGUGGGACUAUAUAGCUAGGAUGUUUACAAGCACUAUUUCAAAACAAUGGUUAACAACGAUACAUAAUAAGCAAAAAUUAAGAAAUGGACUGUUUAUAGAGAAUGAUCAAAGAGGAAAGCACAAUGUAAGACCAAAAGAAGUCCCAGAAAAUGUUAUACAGCAAGUUCGUCACCAUAUUGAGUUUUUUCUAAAAGUUGAAUCACAUUAUUGUCGACAAACCACAACAAAAGAAUACCUAGAAGAAGGAUUAAAUAUCAGGAAAAUGUAUACUCUUUACCUCGAAUGGAUUGCAGAAAUAAAUGAUGAAAAUAUCUGUACUGAAAGCUAUUAUCGAAAUAUAUUUACUUCUUGUUACAACUUUGAUUUUCACAUGCCAAAAAAGGAUCAGUGCGAUGACUGUGUUUCAUUUAAUAAUUUACCUGAGGAAGAAAAGAAUUCUGCUCAAGAUGCUCAUGAUGCACAUAUUAACCAGAAAAACACUGCGCGAGAGUUAAUGAAUAGUGAUAAGGCAGAAGAUGCUAAAUCAAAUACAAAUGACGCAGAAUCAUUAAAGAGCGACAACCAAAGUGAAGUUUCGCAAGAUUCCGAAAAUGAAAGUUCUGACAAUGAAAAUUCUGGCAAUGAAAUGUCUGUCAAUGAAAUGUCUGACAAUGAAAAUUCUGACAAUAAAAUAAUAAAAUCUUAA
Molecule: messenger RNA, 1482 nt
Organism: Leptopilina boulardi
Lineage: Eukaryota; Metazoa; Arthropoda; Insecta; Hymenoptera; Figitidae
Product: myb-like protein F
Exons: 7
Coding region: 1-1482 (493 amino acids)
Source: RefSeq, a predicted model, not a curated record